AUGUUGACUCUGAGGAGCUGCAGACCUGUGAAAUGCCUCAUCCGGCGGAUGAGUUCAUCCACUGAUAGUCCAGUUGUGGAUCUUCCCGGUCUGGGACGACUUCGAGGAUCAACAGCGACGACUGCGUGGAGCAAAAGGAAGAUUUAUCAGUUUCUGGGUGUGAAUUAUGCGGAAGCGCCAAUUGGAGAGCUUCGCUUUAAGGCUCCACGUCCUGUCCAAUCAUGGGAAGGCGAGAAGGAUGCUUCCAUGCUUGGGCGUCCUUGUCCAAUGUACAGUGUCCUGAAGAAGCUCAAGGAACCCCCGAAAAACGGCCAUCUCGAAGACUGUGUCAAUCUCUGUGUGUAUUCUAACGACUUGGGUGGAUCGCGGCCAGUUAUGGUCUACAUUCACGGUGGAGGAUUCAUUGAAGGUGACGCUGGGCAAUUUCCACCAAACUAUCUACUGGAGAAGGAUGUCGUGCUGGUUGUUCCGCAAUACAGACUUGGUCCUCUAGGCUUCCUUUCCACACAGACCGAAGCAAUCCCGGGAAAUGCUGGAGCUCUUGAUAUUAUUCAGGCCCUCAAGUGGGUGCAAGAAAACAUCAAACACUUCGGAGGUGAUCCGCAGAAGGUUACAGUUGUGGGGCACUCAGCAGGAGCUGGAAUACUGUCAGCAAUUACCUACAGUCCGCUGGCUGGAGAGGAGCUGUUCAGCAAGGUCAUUCUGCAAUCUGGAGGAUCCUCAGCUUCCUGGUCUUGGGAUCAUGAUCCUACGAAGAAUGCCAGAGAAAUCGCCCAAUUGGGCGGACUAAGUGCUAAGGCGAGUGUGGAGGAGCUCAAUCAAUUCCUUCUGGGCCUGGACACGCAGUCUCUGGUAAUGCUCUUCAUGAAGUACUUGAUGACUGGCACUCCGAAUGGGAUUCGCACAAUUGGUGGACAUCGAAUGACCAUCGGUGGGCCUUCAAAUUUCCUCCCUGAUACACCAUAUGAGAUCCUCUCCAAGGGUGGUGGCAGAAGGAAUCUGCCAAUGAUGGCUGGUGUGUUGAAGAAUGACGGAGGAUUUCUCAUGACAGGAGUUUAUGAUGUGCUCAGUCAAACUAUUGGCUUCCAGAACAAAGAUUUCAACUCAUUUGACUUCCUGGAUUUCUACAAUCGCAUUCUAGGAACGCACGAAGUCACAGGAACAAUGGUGGCUUAUCAGUCCAAGGGUGUUUUCAGCAAGGAAGCCCUAACUAGUGGCAACUUCUAUGCUCUCAUAGAUGGGUUGUUUGACAUUUGUAAUGCUCUCUUUAUCAAAGGACCCACUUUCAGGGCUGUCCAGGAGAAUGCCAAGUUCAAUCCCAAGCAGACUUGGCUCUACACCUUCGAUUACAGAGGACAACACUCGAGAUUCGGCUACGGAGCUGACAUUACCAAGUAUCCAUUCGACGGCGGCGUUAGUCACUCCGAUGACAAUCUCUAUCUCUUCCCAUGGCCAGAAAGUGCUGCCAAUCUAAACGAGGAAGACACAAAAAUGGCCAAGAAAAUGGUUGAUCUGUGGACUUCCUUUGCCAUUGACGGAAUUCCGUCAGCACCUCAAGUCCCCAACUGGCCACAGAUGACAGAAGUUGUCGGGCCUUACUUGCACAUUAACCAGACAGACUCUGUCGGCGAGGACUUCAGGGAUGAGUUCACAGUUUUAUCGCGCGAAGGCUAUCACAGCAGGAAGUUCAGAAAAGACAUUGAGGAACAGGUUCAUCACACGCAUGGAAAAGUGUUUGAAUAAAAGCUGCGUAUGG
Messenger RNA from Phlebotomus argentipes, 1756 nucleotides. Its product is annotated as glutactin-like. The record is from RefSeq and is a predicted model, not a curated record. The transcript is spliced from 4 exons. NCBI's taxonomy places the organism in Eukaryota, Metazoa, Arthropoda, Insecta, Diptera, Psychodidae. The coding region runs from base 1 to 1743 and encodes 580 amino acids.